UCUCUUUUCCUCCCUCCCCUCUUUUUCCUUUUAUCCUUUCCUUUCUUUUUCUUUUUUUUCCUGGUCUUAGCUUUCCUGAAGACCUGACAUUGAAGACAUUAAUCUUGUCCAACAAGUUUACACUCUUACUGCUCUCCUGACUCUUUUUUCAGUCUAGUAACCUUUCUCUCUUCUUUAGGGGACACAAGGUGGCCAGUGAUGGGAGGAGCAAACCACAGCUCCUUUAAAGGUUUCAUCCUGAUGGGUAUCUCUGACUAUCCCCAGCUGGAGAUGAUCUUAUUUGUCGCCAUCCUGUUCUCCUACAUGUUAACCUUGGUGGGCAACUUGACUAUUAUCUUAGUAUCGCGCCUGGAUGCCCGGCUUCAUACACCCAUGUAUUUUUUCCUCAGUAACCUCUCUUCUCUUGACCUUGCCUUUACCACAAGCUCAGUCCCUCAAAUGCUGUUGAAUUUGUGGGGCCCUGACAAAACCAUCAGCUAUGAUGGCUGUAUAACCCAACUAUACGUCUUCCUCUGGCUGGGGGCCACCGAGUGCAUCCUGUUGGUUGUGAUGGCCUUUGAUCGCUAUGUAGCUGUCUGCAGACCUCUGCACUACAUGAUCAUCAUGAACCCUCGGCUUUGCUGGCAGCUAGCUGCUAUUGCCUGGCUAGGUGGCCUGGGAAACUCCCUAAUUCAGUCAACAUUCACUCUGCAGCUCCCACUGUGUGGACGCCGGGAAGUUGAUAAUUUCCUCUGUGAAGUGCCAGCUCUAAUCAAGUUGGCCUGUGGGGACACGAGCCUCAACGAGGCUGUACUCAAUGGUGUAUGUGCCUUCUUCACUGCAGUGCCCCUGAGCAUCAUCCUUGUUUCCUAUGGCUACAUUGCCCAGGCUGUCCUGAAGAUUCAUUCAGCUGAAGGCCGGCGUAAGGCUUUCAAUACUUGUGGCUCCCAUUUGAUAGUAGUAUUCCUCUUCUAUGGUUCAGCCAUUUAUGCUUAUCUACUGCCAGCCAAGAGUAGUUCUCAGGACCGGGGCAAAUUCAUCUCUCUGUUUUAUUCAGUAGUUACACCCAUGGUUAAUCCCCUAAUCUACACUCUGAGGAACAAGGAGGUGAAGAGGGCACUAAGGAAAUUGUUGAGGAAAGGGAGAGAGGAACAGUGA
Molecule: messenger RNA, 1137 nt
Organism: Sarcophilus harrisii (Tasmanian devil)
Lineage: Eukaryota; Metazoa; Chordata; Mammalia; Dasyuromorphia; Dasyuridae
Product: olfactory receptor 15
Exons: 1
Coding region: 199-1137 (312 amino acids)
Biological process (GO): G protein-coupled receptor signaling pathway
Cellular component (GO): membrane
Molecular function (GO): G protein-coupled receptor activity; olfactory receptor activity
Source: RefSeq, a predicted model, not a curated record